Messenger RNA from Triticum aestivum (bread wheat), 1986 nucleotides. Its product is annotated as 12-oxophytodienoate reductase 1. The coding region runs from base 750 to 1847 and encodes 365 amino acids. Lineage: Eukaryota; Viridiplantae; Streptophyta; Magnoliopsida; Poales; Poaceae. Gene Ontology annotation, molecular function: FMN binding; oxidoreductase activity. The transcript is spliced from 4 exons. The record is from RefSeq and is a predicted model, not a curated record.
ACCUCAACGAUGCUCUAUCCAUGGCUUCUCCUUCCUGUCCGACCAGGUCCUGCACCCCACUUGCCGAUCCUCUAGGAGUAUAGGUGGGGUACGUUGAUCCGGCUUGUCAUGGAGUCGUGGCCGUGCGAUGGUGGUGCCCGGCGAUAGUCGUGACAUUUUCUAGAUAUCAUGUAUCUCAUCUCUUUGCCUUGCCGGCUGGAGUUCGAGGUAGGAGAGUUUUCUGCUGAGUUGGGUUCCUCUUUGCUUUUCCCACAGCUUGUGUGGUGCCUCUUUCUUUUCUCAUGUAUGUCAUCUUUUUUUCUCUUUUACUAUCAAUGAAAUGAUAUGCAAGCUUUGCGUAUUCGCAAAAAAUAAGUAUUACAUAUCUAGACCCUAUGUUAUUGAUCUUAUGCAGAGAUUCGUGUGGGUAUUUAUUUAUUUUUAUUAUUAUUUUCUUUUUUGUUUAUGAUUGAUUGAGUUUCUUAGACAUGCAAUAAUUAUGACACACAUCUAGACAAACCCCAUUCGAAGGCGAUGUCAACCAGAUCGCAACAGAAGAUUUACAUGAAGGCGAUGUCAACAUGAUCGCAACAGAAGAUUUAAACAGCCUGGAGCUAGCCCUGAAGGUGGAGGACUACUCCGUCUCCUCUCACGUUCGAUCGUUAUUAAGUAAGUACAAGUAGCGGGAAGAAGCAGCAGGCCAGCAGCGGCGAGCACGCGACGACUCUCGCUGACGCAGAAGGCCGUGCUGCGGGAACGACGGUGGAAGCAUGGAGACGACGACGACUCCUCUCCUGACGCAAUACAAGAUGGGCAGCUUCAACCUUGCGCACAGGGUUGUCCUUGCUCCACUGUCGCGGUGUAGGUCGUACGGGAACCUCGCCCAGCCGCACAACGCGGUGUACUACGCGCAGAGGGCUGCGCCGGGCGCCCUCCUCGUCGCCGAGGCCUGCGCCGUGUCCGAGGCCGCGCGGGGCUACCCGCACGUCCCCGGCCUGUGGAGCCCGGAGCAGGUGGAGGCGUGGAAGCCGGUGGUCGACGCCGUACACGCCAAGGGCGCCGUCUUCUUCUGCCAGAUAUGGCACACGGGCCGCGUCUCGCCCACCGAGUUCCAGCCUAAUGGGCAAGCUCCGGUGUCGAGCACGGAUAAGCAGGUGACGCCUGAGGUCUUCCAUGACGGUAGUGUCCUGGAGUUCGCGGCCCCUCGAAGGCUGGAGACGGAGGAGAUACCCCACAUCGUCAACGACUUCCGGAUCGCCGCUAGGAACGCCAUGAGAGCUGGGUUCGACGGCGUGGAGAUCCACGCGGGCAACGGUUACCUGAUCGACCAGUUCAUGAAGGACGGCGUCAACGACCGGACUGACGCCUACGGCGGCGGCCUGGACAACCGCUGCCGCUUCGCCGCGGAGGUGAUCGCGGCCGUGUGCCACGAGGCCGGCGCGGGCCGCGUCGGCGUGCGCCUCUCCCCGUUCGCCGACUACGUCGACUGCGUGGACUCCGAUCCGGAGGCGCUCGGGCUGCACGUGAUCGGCGUCAUGAACGGGCUCGGCGUCCUCUACUGCCACAUGAUCGAGCCGCGGAUGUGCGUCAACGAGCGGAUGAUCCCGCGCCGCCUGCUGCCGUUCAGGAGGGCGUUCAGGGGGACCUUCAUGGUGAACGGCGGGUACGACCGGGAGGAAGGGGACAAGGCCGUCGUCGAAGGCUACGCUGAUCUUGUGGCGUACGGGCGGCUCUUCCUGGCCAGCCCCGACCUGCCGGAGAGGUUCGGGAGGAACGCAGUUCUGAAUAAGUAUGACAGGAGCACGUUCUACACCUCUGAUCCUGUUGUUGGCUACACCGACUACCCUUUUCUUGAUCCGGAGGAUUAGCUAACGUAGCUAACUGGUUGGUUCACUGUUGUCGUGCUUUUUUUUUGUUGAACUUAUUACUGUUGUCGUGCUUGGGACUUGGGAGUUCUACCAUCAUCGUUGAUUAAGAAGUAACUCAAAGCUCACGCUGGACCUUGCA